AGAGAGCAUGAAGAUGCAGCUCACCAUUCCAACUCUCUCGCUCAUCGCGCUGGUGCUUGCACCUGCUGCCAUAGGGCAGUCGCCUUGCGUUGCGCCUCGUCCCGUUGGCAUUUGCGCAUCUACCAUCAGACCGUACUCGGAGAAUGCCUUCGUAUGGAGCGGAGCGUGCGAGAUCCCCGUUCCAUCGGAUCCGAGCAUGCUCAUGGCGGCGGACGUUGAGUUCUAUGACCCUCAAGAUGGCUGUGAUACCGACGCCGGUUAUGUUUUGACCUGCUGUGCACAAGGCGUUUCGUGUGCAGUCUACGAAGAUUGCACCGGGCCCGAAACGGCGCCCCCCGCGGCUGAACUCUACGCGUACCCGCCGGCCUUGGCGGAGGGGUGGUCAGUCGACAUGCCGUGCGCAGUAGAUAAUGCGCAGCGCGUGCUCGCGAACGUGAUCGUGUCGUACCUCCCGGGCAACUCGCCGUACGAGUGCACGACCCUGUGCACCGAGAAGAACUACGCGUACGCCGGAGUCGAAUAUGCCGACGAGUGCUACUGCGGCACUGGCUACGUCGAUGGCGUUAUUCCGCCGACUGCGAACUUGUCGGAUUGCGAUAUGCUUUGCUCCGGUGGCUACUACAACUAUUGCGGAGGGUCCUGGAGGAUGCAGAUUUAUAAAUCCAAUUAACGGAUCAGGGUACUCGGUGACGGAAGGGACUUAUAUACUCACAUAGUGUUCGUAGGAAGGACUGUUUGGUAUUGGCCGGCUUUUGCGAGCUAAGAUCCGAUAGGGUUACAUUUUUGUAUGUCGUUGGGAGCGUACGCCAGGCAUCGACCAACUGUCCAGAGAGGCUGUGAAACAACAUUC
This is a messenger RNA of Phanerochaete carnosa HHB-10118-sp, 850 nucleotides long. RefSeq lists its product as uncharacterized. Bases 14 to 670 code for a protein of 218 amino acids. The transcript has 3 exons. The record is from RefSeq and is a predicted model, not a curated record. NCBI's taxonomy places the organism in Eukaryota, Fungi, Basidiomycota, Agaricomycetes, Polyporales, Phanerochaetaceae.